Molecule: messenger RNA, 1321 nt
Organism: Leopardus geoffroyi (Geoffroy's cat)
Lineage: Eukaryota; Metazoa; Chordata; Mammalia; Carnivora; Felidae
Gene: IL10
Product: interleukin 10
Exons: 5
Coding region: 54-590 (178 amino acids)
Biological process (GO): immune response
Cellular component (GO): extracellular region
Molecular function (GO): cytokine activity
Source: RefSeq, a predicted model, not a curated record
CUCUCUUGUGACACCAAACCACAAGGCCAACUCUCAGAAGGCAGAGCUUCGCCAUGCCCAGCCCAGCACUUCUGUGUUUCCUGGUCUUCCUGGCCGGGGUAGGAGCCAGCCGACACCAGAGCACCCUGUCUGAGGACAACUGCACCCACUUCUCAGUCAGCCUGCCCCACAUGCUCCGAGAGCUCCGAGCUGCCUUCGGCAAGGUGAAGACUUUCUUUCAAACCAAGGACGAGCUGCACAGCAUAUUGUUGACUAGGUCCUUGCUGGAGGACUUUAAGGGUUACCUGGGUUGCCAAGCCUUGUCCGAGAUGAUCCAGUUUUACUUGGAGGAGGUGAUGCCCCAGGCUGAGAACGAGGACCCAGACAUCAAACAACACGUGAACUCCCUGGGAGAAAAGCUGAAGACCCUCCGGCUGAGACUGCGGCGCUGUCAUCGAUUUCUGCCCUGUGAAAACAAGAGCAAGGUGGUGGAGCAGGUGAAGAGCACCUUUAGUAAGCUCCAAGAGAAAGGUGUCUACAAGGCCAUGGGUGAGUUUGACAUCUUCAUCAACUACAUAGAAGCUUACAUGACAAUGAAGAUGAAAAUCUGAAACAUGGUGGGGAACGAAACAUCCAGGAUGCAACUCUUCUGGACUCUAGGACAUACAUUGGAGAUCUACAAAAUCCUACUCAGGGAUAUGGGAGAACCAAACAGCUCCUUGGAGAACCCGGUCAUACCUCUCUCUUAGAAUAUUUAUUACCUCUGAUACCUCAACUCCCAUUUGUAUUUAUUUACUGAGCUUCUCUGUGAACUAUUUAGAAAGAAGCCCAAUAUUAUAAUUUUUUUCAAUAUUUAUUUUUUUUCACCUGUGUGUAAGCUGUUUUUGUAGGGUGAUACCCUAUGGUAUUUGAGUAUUUUAAGAGAAAUUGUAACUUAUAUAAGGAAAAAAAAUGUUUCUUGGGGAGCCUACUGAUGCUUCCAUUCCAAGCCUGACCAUACUUCAUAGCUGUUGAGCUAUUGUUCCUGACCUCCCUAUAAUUUCUCUGGGCCUGGGGCUCCUAGAGUAUUGUAAAGACCCUUACCCUCUUAGGAGGAGAAACUAGGGAGCCCCUUUGAUAAUUAAUAUUCCAGUGGCUCAGAGGGAUUCCCUUGACCUCAUUCCCCAACCUCUUCAUUCUUGAAAGCUGUGUCCUGCUUGUUAUUUAUAACAACCUAAAGUUGGUUCUAAUAGAACUCAGUUUUAACUAGAAGCAAUUCAAUUCCUCUGGGAAUGUUACAUUGUUUGUCUGUCUUCAUAGCAGAUUUUAAUUUUUAAUAAAUAAAUGAGUCUUAUUAAAAUUA